Messenger RNA from Cylas formicarius (sweet potato weevil), 3904 nucleotides. Its product is annotated as kinesin-like protein KIF19. Gene Ontology annotation, biological process: microtubule-based movement. Gene Ontology annotation, molecular function: microtubule binding; ATP binding; microtubule motor activity. Lineage: Eukaryota; Metazoa; Arthropoda; Insecta; Coleoptera; Brentidae. The record is from RefSeq and is a predicted model, not a curated record. The transcript has 11 exons. Bases 1551 to 3854 code for a protein of 767 amino acids.
AAUUUGAUCCAUGACGUCUGGGAUACACAGUAUAAAACCAAAGCAAGUUUAGCUGUGGUUUCAGUAGAUUGUUGCUAAAUCUACUACAAUAAUUACGAGCUUGAGAGUCUUAAAAAAUUACUUGAGAUUUUUCAUUCAAUCUGAUUAAUUUCCGUCAUUUUGUCAAGAUAGACUCGUUUGAUAUACAUACCCAUUAGACUCCUUGUCUUUGCUGAAGUUUUUGUGUCCAACAAAGUAAUUUUGGGAACGAAGAAAGACAAUGUGCAGCCUAAGAACUGCAUAUUUAUUUUUAUUUCUGCAACAGCAUCAAUAAAACACGUGGUUACGUGGUUUUGUAAAUUCUGGAAAUUUUAAAAAAUCGCUUGUUUUGAAAUUUUCCUGGUUGCAAAUCUCUUCCAAAAAUAAGCGUUGGCUUAAUAUGAAACAAAAAAUAACAUACAUCAAAUAUUUAUUAAGUAUAAAUAAUGGGUACCUAACUAAUACUUUUAUUAGAUUGUUAUUUCCCUAUAUCUAAACAAAAUUGUUGGUAAAGUAACAAGUUCACCUAACUCGAUCUUCACAAACGUGGAUGUUUGUGUUCUUAGUAGAAUUAUUCCCUACGCCUCUUCUGCAUGCUUUUAUUCUUUUUAUUCGUCGCUUUUUAUCUUCCCGCACAUACAUAAUAAACAUAAAAAUUGAACAUUAAACAAUUAAAAACACAUUUUUCAAUUUUAUUUGUUUUUUGUGAAAUAAGUAUUGUGUUGUGAAAAAAUGGGCUAAGUUAAACAUCUACUUCUUCUUUUUAUCUCUGGCCGCGGAGCCAGGAAACCUGCCGAUUAAUGUCGCCGCUAUUCCGCGGGUACCUUUUCGGGGACAAUUUUCUCGGUUACGUGACGUUUCAGAAAGACCGCGCGACAGGGCUUCUUCGCAUUUUACUUGGGAUUCACGCCGUCGUCCAUUAGGAUCGUGCCGACGACGAUCUUGCUGUUUAUAUUUUACGAACAGCUGCGGAUGAACUUCGGCUACCUGCCGCCGGAUGUCGCCGCCGACGGCGAAAGUUCGAAUAAAUCGAAAUGACGUUUGCGUCUACGCGGCUGUUUUAUUUCCCAACCCUACCCUUUACCUAUGUUCCGUUGUCCGAAUAAUUGUAUCGAGGUCGGCCGCGGGUCACGCGAAGAUAAAAUUUUCAUGGCGCCGCCGUCCCGUGUGUACAUUCCGCUUGACGGCCUCGUCAAUUAUGCACGGCCGCCUGCGACGCGACGCGUUUAAGCCGAUUUCCGGUCUGUAACAUCACGGACCAGCCUCGCGUCACGACAAGCGUUCUUAACAGAAAACUGGCGCCUCCCGACCCCGCGGCCUUUAUUCCGCGGCGCAAACACGAUAAGUGGAAAAUAAUUGGGGCAAAUGAAACGCGUCGACGGUCCCCCACCGCCGCGACGACGCCGUCGCGGCGGAACUUGCCGCCCGCGCGCGUCUCCGACGUAGCACACGCGAGAAGAUCGCCGCGGGAGCGACACUAUGCCCGAUCGUGGUUCAAAGUCGUUCGAGGUGGCGAUAAAACUAGCGGCAACAUGAGUCCGGAAACUCCGUCCAGUUCCGGGAGCGACACGCCGCGUCCGCCGGCCAAAAGCACGGAAGAGAGGCUCAUGGUGGCGGUCAGGAUACGCCCGCUGAGAGCUGACGAGUCGCAUCGCGUCCUCUACGCCGUCAGCAAGAAGACGGUCGUCCUGGAAGAGGCGGACAAGGUGGACGUGCUGAGACAAAAACGCGGUACGGACAGGCAGUACACGUUCGACGUGGUUUUUGGCGAGGAAUCUACUCAGGACCAAGUGUACGACGUGACUACCGGUGGCCUGGUAAAGGACGUGAUCGGCGGGUACAACGCGACGGUGUUCGCGUAUGGUCCUACGGGGGCGGGCAAAACGCACACCAUGGUGGGCGACAGGUCGGAGCCGGGUAUCAUGGUCCGCGCCCUCAACGACCUCUUCCAGGCCGUCAAGGACAACGGGGACGACUAUACGGUGACGAUGUCGUAUUUGGAAAUCUACAACGAGCAGAUCCGGGACCUGCUGAAUCCGUCGUCGGGAUACCUCGAGUUGAGGGAGGACUCCAGGGGCGGCAACAUUCAGGUGGCGGGUCUGUCGGAGAUAUCCACCACCAGCACGGACGAGGUCAUGAUGCUGCUGCAAAAGGGCAACAGGGCGAGGACCGUCGAGCCGACCGCCACGAACCGAACCUCGUCGCGUAGCCACGCCCUCCUGAGCGUCAUCGUGAGGCACGCCGUCUCCGUGACGAAGAACGACCACCUGAAGAUGCGCCUGCGGCAGGGCAGGCUGUUCAUGAUCGACCUGGCCGGCUCGGAACGGGCGCGCAAAACCAAAAACCGGGGCAAGAGGCUGCAGGAGGGGGCUCACAUUAACCGCUCGUUGCUCGCGCUCGGCAACUGCAUCAACGCGCUCGCGGGUGGCGCCCGUUACGUCAAUUACCGCGACUCGAAGCUCACCAGGUUGCUGAAGGACGCGCUGAGCGGCAACUGUCGCACUGUGAUGAUAGCGCACGUCAGUCCCGCCGCCGGCCAGAGGGAAGAGACCCGAAACACCCUCGUUUACGCCGACAGGGCGAACAGCAUAUCGACCAAGGUGGAGAGGAACGUGCUGGACGUUUCGUACCAGGUCACGCAGUACCAAACCGUCGUCAACGAGCUACGGGCCGAGAUCUCCAGACUCCAGAGCAAAAUGCAAGAGGAUCGUCCGAGGUCGGGCGACGUGGAAGAAGGUCGUCUGAACGCGGAAGAACGCGGCCGAGAGGUGAGGUCGCUGCGCGAGCAGAUCGUCGAAACGUUCAAGACGCAGAUGAAGCUGCGCAGGAAACUGAUGGAGGUCGACGCGCAUCUCCUAGGCCUCGGCACGGAAGCGGAACGCCAGCACCUGAUCAUCUCGCACUGGGAGUCGAAGAACAAUAAACUGUACAAGAACGGGACGGGCUUCAGCCGGGCUAAGACGCGGCAGACCCUCAGGCGGCGGAUGUUGACUACGGCGGACGGCUUUCGGUCGGCGGGGAACGAAGAGGACGCGUGGUCCGACCCGGAGGACUCCGAAGACGACGCGGCCAUCCAGCAGGCGUGGGGGGAGCUCGCGGAUAUCGAGCGCGAGCAGGACCGCUGGGCGGAGCUUCGGGGUCACAUCGAGCAGAAGCUGGAGGCGUGCAGACAGAAGGGGGUCGCGUUGGAAGACAAACUUCCGUCGCUGCUGUCCUCGGACGACGAGAGGGAGAUCCUGGCGUUGAUAUGUCGCGUCCACGAACUCGAAGCCGACAAGAUGGCGCUGCAGUCGGAACGGUUGGUGCGCCAGCACGAGCUCAAACGUCGCGACCUGCUCAUCCUGAGGUACACGAGACAGCGCCAACUCUCGGAGGAGAUCAUCACGAGGCAACGGCAGCUGAUCGAAGGCCACAAAAUCAAACUGACACCCGACCUGGAGGAACUCUACAGGGUGUACCAGCAGGAGAUACACGCGUCGACUUAUACGGAUUUCAGGCCCGGCACCGCAGCGACCGUCGAAGCGGAAAAGUUGCCGCCCAUCAGCAAGAUUUAUAGCGACCCGACGUUUCGACGCUCGCGGGACUCUGUGGCGAGCGCGUCGCCGCCGUCGUCGUCGGAGUCGGGCGAAGAAACGUCGACGCGAGACACCGGCGUCGAUCGGGUCAUGGGUCAUCCGGUGACCCGUCCUGGAGUGGUCCAAAAGUUGCCUCCAUUGCCACCAAGUCCGCCGAUACGAUUGCCCACCAGGUCCAGAGAUUCCGCCCGCACAAUGAGGAGAGCGAUCAGCGAGGACAGAAUCGCACAAACCGCACGCCCAUCCAACGCGAGCUAUUGACAUAUUCCGUUAUAUUCCGUCCAUUUUUUGAGUGUAAUGAGAACAUGUAU